GUGGUAAUCCCGCGUUUCCCCGGUGUAUUUUGCCCCAUCAAGGACUGGUUCAUUUCAUCGGAGGACGAUUGGCCUGACGAGCAGUUUGAAUCCCGCGCCGCAUCCAUUAAACAGCGCAUCUCACAGAUGGAAAAUAUGGCAUACAAUGUUACAUGCAAGGCUGAAGUGAUGUUAUUUGGUCUUGCAGACUGGAUCUUGGAGCAGUGGCUUGUUGCAAAACAGGAGGACAUGAAACUUGAUCAAAUGGUCAAUUCACGGGGGGUUUUUGUUUCUUCCCAGUCCAGUCGAACGGUCGCCACCAUUCGAAUGUUCUUGAAGGAGACUUCUAGUGAAGUUUAUGACAUCCUUCGGAACGUACCUUUCAUCAUCCAAUAUUCUGGUUCCUCUAUGGGUUCCGCUAAUCUCACUCGAACAGCAACCGAACGCCUCUGCAGGUCCCUGAGUUCAAUCCAAACCUCAGUCCGUUGGUCUUUUGACUCUUGUUUCGAUCUUGGGGCAUUCCACUGUGCUAUGAAAAUGCAGCCCUACCUUAAUGCUGCGGAAGAGAAUCGGGUAUCAUAUCCACUUUCACACGCACCUGGGUCGAAACGAGGGAUGAAACUUGAGCUGAAAGACCUAACAUUUUCAUUUCCCGGUCAACAUACGCCUACACUACGUGGAGUCAACUUGACCAUCAAUCCGGGUGAAACCGUCGCCAUCGUUGGUCUCAACGGCUCCGGCAAAACGACCCUCAUGCAUGUUCUCGCGCGUCUGGUAGACUUCUCACAUGGUUCAUAUCGCGUAAAUGACGCAGAUGUGCGUCGAUUCGAUGCCUCCGAUCUGCACAAGCGCACAUCCGUCAUUUUCCAGUCUUUUUGCAAAUUCGAUCGUACCAGCGUUCGUGAGAACGUUGGCAUGGGAAACAUCGAGAAUAUCGGCUCAGAUCAUGCGAUAUGGGAAGCUUUGAGUGCGGCAGGAGCACUAUCCCUUGUGCAGGAUAUGGAAUACGGCAUAGAAACGCUCUUAGAAGGCGAAAAUAAUCGGCCUCGGACGCACAUGUACCCGCAUUACCGACACUAUCAGGAUUAUCCACCUCCACCGUACGCUAUGACGACAUUACAUGCCUACCUGUCUGCUGACACGGAUGAGCCGCCAUGCCCACCUAAAAGGAAUGGUGUUGCUCAGCUAUCAGGUGGUCAGUGGCAACGAAUUGCAAUUUCUCGUGCAUUAAUGCGUGCCAACACUUGUGACAUGAUGCUCAUUGACGAAGCAAAUUCAGCCCUGGACGUAUGUGGCCAACGCCAGCUCUUUCAGGGACUAACCAAGCGACCUGGCCACGGGACCAUCAUUUUCGUCACACACAGACUUGAUGCGCUCCAAUGGGCUGAUAAGGUCGCGGUCAUGGAAAACGGUACCAUUACUGCAUUCGGUACAUCCUCACAAGUAAUAUCGGACAUUCGCAGGGUAUUUGAACUCCAGGACGAUGAUGCCCUAAUGUGACCAAGCUGUUCUUUGUGUUACUCCACCAUUCUCAAAUUCCGCCAACCCCAUCCAAAAAAGUUUCUUACUUCGAACAUCUUUCGAGAUUGUCAUCAUUGUAAUUCUGCUUAGUGUUUUUCGGCCGCAAACGCGUAAUACAACUGACAAAGCUUCUCAAAAUGCCCAACUAAUCAUUCCAAUUCCUCUUUUCGCGACUCCCUUGACCUUUGUAUUCGUGUAGAUUAUAUCUCGAAACAUAGCUAACCAAAUAAAUAAAUAUCAUAGCAUGCCG
Messenger RNA from Cantharellus anzutake, 1750 nucleotides. RefSeq names its product P-loop containing nucleoside triphosphate hydrolase protein. The transcript is spliced from 4 exons. The record is from RefSeq and is a predicted model, not a curated record. The annotation marks the transcript as partial. NCBI's taxonomy places the organism in Eukaryota, Fungi, Basidiomycota, Agaricomycetes, Cantharellales, Hydnaceae. Gene Ontology annotation, molecular function: ATP hydrolysis activity; ATPase-coupled lipid transmembrane transporter activity; ATP binding. Gene Ontology annotation, biological process: transmembrane transport.